AUGUGGGGUGUGUGCCUUCAGUGUGGCUGUGCGUGGCUGGAGCGGGAGGUGCUGUCUCACAACCUGUACACGGUGCUGUGCAUCCCCCACGAUCCCGUGGCACUGGAAGAGCAUUUCCGUGAUGACGAUGAUGGGCCAGUGUCCAGCCAGGGCUACAUGCCAUACCUGAACAAGUACAUCCUGGAUAAGGUGGAGGAAGGUGCUUUUGUCAAAGAAAACUUCGAUGAGCUCUGCUGGACCCUCACAGCGAAGAAGAACUACAAACCUGACCGGAACGGGAAUAGCGUUGUAUCCCACCAAGAUGCUUUCAAGCUCUGGUGUCUCUUCAACUUUCUGUCUGAAGACAAAUACCCUCUUGUCAUGGUGCCAGAUGAGGUGGAGUACCUGCUGAAGAAGAUCUGUACAGCCAUGAACGUGGAGCUGAACUCCUGUGAGCUGGAUGACUACCUGUCCCAGGAGCCGCAGGGGCAAGAGGGGCUGACGGUCUGGCAGUUCCUAGACAUGGUGAACUCAGGGCGGUUCCUGCGAGGCAUCGAGCAGGAGGCCAUCAGCAUGGCCGUGGAGGAGGUGUACCAGGAGGUCAUCGAGGAUGUGCUCAAACAGGGAUACCUCUGGAAGAGGGGCCAGCUGAGGAGGAACUGGUCAGAGCGGUGGUUCAUGCUGAAGCCCAGUGUCCUGUCCUACUACAUGAGUGAGGAACGGAAGGAGAAAAAGGGGAGCAUUGUGUUGGACAAGCACUGCUGUGUGGAGGUGCUGCCUGACCGGGAUGGGAAGAGGUGCAUGUUCUGUGUGAAGACCUCCUCCCGCACCUACGAGAUGAGCGCCUCCGACACCCGGCAGCGCCAGGAGUGGACGCUCGCCAUCCAGACGGCUAUCCGGCUGCAGGCUGAGGGAAAGAAAUCCCUGCACAAGGACCUGAAGCAGAAGCGACGGGAGCAGCGGGAGCAGCGGGACCAGCGCAAGGCAGCCAAGGAGGAGGAGACGCAGCGGCUCAAGCAGCUGCAGGAGGAGAAGGAGAGGAAGCUGCAGGAGCUGGAACUGCUCAAGGAGGCCCAGCGGCAGGCAGAGAUCCUGCUGCAGGAAGAGGAGCAGCGGCGGAGGCAGCAGCACGAGGAGAUGCAGAGGACCCUGGAGAUCCAGCUGCGGGAAGCUGAGCAGGCUCGUGCCUCCAUGCAGGCAGAGAUGGUCCUGAAGGAGGCAGAGGCAGAGCGUCAGCGCAAGCGCAUCCUGGAGCUGGAGGCCAUGCAGGAGCGGCUCCAGGAGGCCCUGCAGCAGGAGGUGAAAGCUCGGCAGGAUGAGGAAGCUGUGAGAUACGCGCAGGCCAGGCUACUGGCUGAGGAAGAGGAGAAACUGAAGCAGCUGAUGAAGCUGAAGGAGGAGCAAGAGGAAUAUAUCAUCAAAACUCAGCGGGAGAAGCAAGUCCUCAAGCAGGAGAUGGAGAACAAAAACAAAUGUCUGGAAGAGGCACAGAAGCAGCUGGAAGAAGUGAGAGUGAACAGACAACGGGUGGACCAAGACGUCAUGGCAGCCCAGCGGAAGCUGCGACAGGCCAGCACCAAUGUCAAGCACUGGAACGUCCAGAUGAACCGACUGAUGCACCCCAUCGGGCCGGGAGACAAGCGUACAAACGUGAGCGGAGGAGUCUUCGCUGGCUACCAGCCCCUCCUGUCCCAGAGAGAUUCUUCCCUCAAACUCAAGCAGAAAGUGGAGGAUAAAAGCAGUGGCCCCAUGACAGACAACAGCGAGGAAAACGUGAGCAAUGGUGGGAACAGUGGUGUUCUGCCGUCUCCAGAUGUGGACACCAUGGCCACAGAGCCCACCAAGUAGCCCAACAGGAUGGCAGAGCCCAGCUGGGAAUGGUAGGGCCCAGCUUGUCCCUCUGAGCAGACAGUUGGUGCGGCUAUCUCUGGGUGAAGCCAAGUGUGGACCAGCACAGAGCCUACAGGGGACUGCAUGAGGCAGAGAUGCUCCCAUUUCCAUCAGUAAAGGGCUGCAGCCACCACGUGCCAGGAGGCUCAGGCAGCCCAACUCUGGGGAGAGGGCGGCAGGACCAUCUCCUCUGGGCUGCUGGACUCAACUCCCUGCACUCUGGUUUCUACCCUGCCCUAAAAAAGAGGCACUGGUGGGUCAGGACUGCGUGGCUCAGGGCUGCAGUUUCCCCUUGGUUUCUACCACAACCCUUCUGCAUCGCCUGCUGAACCCCAGGCUGUGGGGCCCUGCCAGGGAUGCUUGGGCCAACGGAGCGUGACCUUCUCAUCGCCCCCCCAGCACGGCCAGGGUGUCCUUAACUACCACUGUGUUCCCUGAUGGUGGUUGUUAGUCCUAGAGUCACUUAGAAUUAGCAGAAACCAACAAGCAAUAAAGCUUUUGGAGCCGGUGGCCACAGACCUCCUGCCCUGCACACUGGUGGCCCUGCAGGCACCAGCCCUUUCUCCUGAGCAUUGUGGGUUUUGGGUUCCCCCUAUAGGAAAGGGCCCUUUGAAAGGAAUCAGUGGAAAGUGGCUCCACCAGUAGAUUUUGGGUUGGUCUGGAGGGCCAAGAGGGAUGUAAAAUAAAACAAAAAAA
This is a messenger RNA of Manacus vitellinus (golden-collared manakin), 2565 nucleotides long. It is a transcript of the gene DEF6, whose product is annotated as DEF6 guanine nucleotide exchange factor. Gene Ontology annotation, cellular component: cytoplasm; nucleus. The transcript is spliced from 11 exons. Lineage: Eukaryota; Metazoa; Chordata; Aves; Passeriformes; Pipridae. The record is from RefSeq and is a predicted model, not a curated record. Bases 1 to 1827 code for a protein of 608 amino acids.